Messenger RNA from Trematosphaeria pertusa, 964 nucleotides. Its product is annotated as endoplasmic reticulum protein-like protein. The record is from RefSeq and is a predicted model, not a curated record. Gene Ontology annotation, biological process: intracellular protein transport; endoplasmic reticulum to Golgi vesicle-mediated transport. The transcript has 4 exons. Gene Ontology annotation, cellular component: endoplasmic reticulum; endoplasmic reticulum membrane. NCBI's taxonomy places the organism in Eukaryota, Fungi, Ascomycota, Dothideomycetes, Pleosporales, Trematosphaeriaceae. Bases 184 to 819 code for a protein of 211 amino acids.
CUCUUCUCCCCACUUCACACACUCUCGUAUAGUCAGACAACCGCAGCUUUCACGCCGCGUCAUCUUCCUGUCCGCCCUUGAAGUCUCGCCGACCUCCUCACCCGCAUCUUCCGCGACAUCCACGCCAAACCCCGCCGCAAACAAUCACGAGAGCCCGUUGCAGCUUCCAGCCACGUAGCAAACAUGACGCUCUACUACAGUCUUGUCUUCCUCCUCCUCGUGGCCGAGAUGGUCAUCUUCCUCGCCCUUAUCGUCCCGCUGCCGUUUACAUGGCGCCGCAAGCUGUUCACGUUCAUCUCGGAGAGCCCUUUAGUCGCGAAGCUACAAUAUGGCAUGAAGAUUACGUUCAUCUUCAUCCUCAUCCUCUUCAUCGAUAGCGUCAACCGUGUUUACCGCGUCCAGGUCGAACUGUCUGCCUUCUCCAAGAACGAGCGUGGCGGAGGAGCCACGGUCAUGGGUGGAUCCGAGCGCAUGGAAGUACAGGCUCGCAAGUUCUACUCCCAGCGCAACAUGUAUCUCUGCGGCUUCACCCUCUUCCUGUCCCUCAUUCUUAACCGAACCUACGUCAUGAUCCUCGACGUGCUCCGUCUCGAAGAGGAGGUCAAGAAUCUCAAGGGUGAGCCCGCUGGCAAGGGCAAGGGGUCCUCGCUUAAGAACAUCGGCGGUGCUGGCGAGGUCGGUCGUCUCAAGGAGGAGCUUGCAAGCAAAGAUCGCGACAUGGAGAACCUGAAGAAGCAGGUCGAAAAUAUGCAGAAGGAAUACAACCGAAUGGGCGACCAGGUGUCCGGCUCAGGCUCUACUCCCAAGAAGGGUCAGUAGAUGCUGACCCAGUAUCGAAGCUCGAGCAGGCCGGGUCAAGUCCAUCGUGAACGGCAUGUGCUGACGACGUAAAGCCGCGCCAGGGAAAGCGAUCUCUGCUCGGCUGACCGUCAGCAAGAAACGUUGAGGGCGCGCUGGGGCGAGG